CGUAUUUGUAAGGUCUAUAGUUAAGUCUUUGCCGUAAAACGGCCGGCUUUGUCGUAAAAUGCAGAGGAAGUAUUUUUGAUGUAAACAAAACAGCAGCGUCAGCUGUGCGCAUUGACGUCAAAGUUUGCAGGUUAUCACGCGCAUUGACGGCAAUGGCGGCGUCUUCUUCGUCCUCCUCGGCCGGAGGCGUUAGCGGCAGCUCGGUGACCGGUUCGGGUUUCAGCGCCUCGGAGCUCAUUCCCCCAAGGAAGGUCCUGUACACUUACCCCAAAGGAGCCGGUGAAAUGAUGGAAGACGGCUCAGACAGGUUUCUAUGCGAGUCGGUAUUCAGCUACCAAGUGGCAUCGGCACUGAAGCAGGUCAAACACGAUCAACAAGUGUCCCGCAUGGAGAAGCUGGCGAGUCUGGUGGAGGAGCUGGAAGCGGACGAGUGGCGAUACAAGCCCAUCGAACAGCUCCUGGGAUUCACGCCGUCGUAAACAAAAGCACACGCAGACGUCUUUUUUUUUGUUUUUUUUUUAAAACAGGGAUUUUUUUUCUUUAGCUAAUAAACAGACUUGGCUAAAGUACUUAUACUCUGUACUUAACAGAUUCACUGCCAUUGACGGCUUUAGAAGUCAAAUGUCCAUGUUAACUGGGAAGGCUGGCAGCGGUAAGUAGAACUACAUGUAAGGAGAGAGAAAAAAAAAAAAGACUGGGAAAAGUAGAAGUACUAAUUCAACUCAUAUACUUGCAGUAAGUAAAAAUAAAAGUACAGACUGAAAUGUACAAAAGUAAAAAUGAUUUUUUUUUACUGUCAAUUACAUACAAUAAAUGGAAGAAAACUCAUCUGCACACAAAA
Molecule: messenger RNA, 841 nt
Organism: Phyllopteryx taeniolatus (common seadragon)
Lineage: Eukaryota; Metazoa; Chordata; Actinopteri; Syngnathiformes; Syngnathidae
Gene: anapc16
Product: anaphase promoting complex subunit 16
Exons: 4
Coding region: 153-479 (108 amino acids)
Biological process (GO): protein ubiquitination
Cellular component (GO): kinetochore; cytosol; anaphase-promoting complex
Source: RefSeq, a predicted model, not a curated record